GAGGGAGCGUCCCGAUUGGUUGUCGGUCCCCCGCGUGCAGGCGAGCUGUUGAGGGAUUGGCGCUCUGCCGGUGCGCGUGCUCUAAAGCACCGUCACCUCGCGCAUUAAGCGGGGACCGCUCUAUUCACGGUUUCAUUUGAAAAGUAAAAUAUUUUAUCCGUCACCAGGGCAUUGCUCGCAAUCAGCUAUUGGUUGCUGUCACUAGUACAGGGGUUAGUAACGCAAAAAACGGUCGACCUUUGAUCAGUUUUCAACUUUGUUCACAGCUCAUUUUGUCUCCAUUCACCGAAGGACUCGGUCGACGGACGUUGUUGGCGUUAAGAACUCACCGUCACUCCCCGCUACGCCAACCUUCAGCAUGAUGAAGCACACAAGCGGCCGGUACCAGGCUUCUCCCCCGGUAACUGUUGGCGUGAAACCCGGCAGCUCGCACUCCCUCCAGACCAGGAGAGCUCUCCGGCCCAGAAGAGCCAACGGCCAAGACGUCCGGUGCCCGCGUCGGGAGGAGAUGUACCGGGCCCAAAAGACCAUGCCCCCAACCAUUGUCAUCCAGCGGCAGGAAAUGACUUCAUUCUUCAGACUUCUCGAUGAUGACGUCAUCCAUGACUUUCUGUGGAUGGACUGUUGUUGUAAAUUGUCUGACAAGUACCUUCUGGCCAUGACCUUUGUGUACUUCAAACGGGCCCGCUUCACUAUCGCCCAAUACACCAGGAAGCAUUUUUUCAUUGCACUGUAUCUUGCAAACACAAUGGAGGAGGACGAGGAGGAGGGCAAGUAUGAGAUUUUUCCAUGGGCGCUUGGGAAGCACUGGAGGAAGCAGUUUCCCCGCUUCCUCAAACAGCGAGACUUGCUUUGGGCUCGCGUCGAGUACAGAGCUUCUGUCAGCAGGCGCUGCUGUGAAGAGGUGAUGGCCAUUGUGCCGUCUCACCUAGCGUGGCAGCGUGAGCGGUCGGAGCUCCACAGCGGCGCCCAGCGGCAGUACGGGGAGCGGGAUCACACCCGUAUACCCCGUGGGCCCUUGGCCUCCCCGGUCCCUUGUUCACUCUGCAAACGUGGCGACGCGUUGGAUCGGGGACCGGGCUCUUCAGCUUCUCCCUCCGAAGGCUCUUCGAACACAAACCCUGCCUUUUACCAAUCGUUGAACUUCGCAAUGAGCUUGGAGUUCACUCCACCCAGGGCUACAGCCUGUCUCAGGAGCGCAGCAGAGGCUAAAAUCCAGACGCAGUCUUCCAUCUGUUGUGGGGAAGAGUCAUCGGACGGGUCCACGUACGACCCCUCCAUGGACUGGAUCUGUGAGGAGUAGAGCAUCGAGCCGCUGUGUCUCCUUUCAUGCCACUUUUACUCUAAAGUAAAGGUCUGACUACUUUU
Messenger RNA from Pungitius pungitius (ninespine stickleback), 1368 nucleotides. RefSeq names its product speedy/RINGO cell cycle regulator family member A (gene spdya). NCBI's taxonomy places the organism in Eukaryota, Metazoa, Chordata, Actinopteri, Perciformes, Gasterosteidae. Gene Ontology annotation, molecular function: protein kinase binding. The record is from RefSeq and is a predicted model, not a curated record. Gene Ontology annotation, biological process: positive regulation of cyclin-dependent protein serine/threonine kinase activity. Bases 359 to 1303 code for a protein of 314 amino acids. The transcript is spliced from 7 exons.